GGAAGUCAAUAUUAUAUAGGCGACCAUUUCUUUGACAAUGUGUUUGCGGUUGAAUCAAAUCAUUAUGUAUUCGAUUUAGUGAAAAUAUAGGGAGAGCAUAACGUGUUUAUAAGGCUGCCUAAAGGAAAUGAAAGGCGACGAUUAGUGGAUUCUUGCGACUGGCGUGCUUCGCCGGGACGGCCGCCAUGUUGAAGCAGUUACGUGAUAGCGCUUCUAUAUUAUAAAUUCUAGAUGUACAUAAAUCUCGAAGGAUUUUAGUGGAUGUAUAAACAGACAAUAGACUCGCAUGAUGAGGAAGUGUCGUGUGAUAAAAGUGUUGUUAUGGCUAAUUGCCAUUGUAAUGGUGCCAUACUUGUACAUAGAAAUAACGUUUACGGUGCGUUACCUGUUCCGACAUGCGAACACGAGCAGCUCGUGCAUCAUUCCCAGCCUGAAUCCAUACGACCCGUCCAUCAUGAAGUACGUAUGGGACCCUAAACCGCUCACCUGUGACACGUCAACCAACAUUCUUACAGUUGAUAACCAUGGGCUUGUGAUAUUCAAUAAAAGUGCCUUAGCUCUUCUGAAACUUUCAAUGAAUCAAGUUUCAUGCACAUACAGCAUACUUCGACGUCAAAAUGACGACGUUUCAGUAAAGUUUGACGAGCCGAUAACGCUGUCACCGCCCACACGAGUGAAUGCAGAUUUCUUUUACACAGAAUGCUCAAUUGACGGGAAGCUCAUAUUUGACAAAAUUCUCACAAAUGUUGCUAAGGAAUCCGUGCAUCGAACGACCCCUCUCCUGGAGGAGUCUGCUCACCAUUUAAGCGUCGUUAUGUUUGGUGUCGACUCCGUCUCCCGCUCGGCUUCCAUACGGAAGCUGCCAAAAACCAUCCGUUACCUUCGAGAAGAACUGGGCUCCUACGACUUUAAAGGUUAUAUGAAGGUUGGCGAGAACACGCUGCCAAAUCUGACGCCGCUGUUGACUGGCCGGCGCGUGUGGACUUCCGAGGUCCCCAUCAAAGAUUACACCACUGACCCAUUCGACCCAUUUCCCUUCCUGUGGCGCAACUUCUCGGAGCGGGGCGCCGCAACACUGUACGCGGAGGACUAUCCGGAAAUAGGCACGUUUAACUAUCUCACACGUGGUUUUGUGAGGCCACCCGCCGACCAUUAUAUGCGGCCCUUCUGGCUAGGCCUGAUUGACCGUGAGCGCAUGCGCAACAAACUUGGCCCCAUUUUUCUAUACUUGGAGAACAAGAACGUGAAUCUGCAGGGUGGUGGAUCUACGCUGUGUUACAAGGACCGCCCAAAACAUGUGGUUCUGAUCGAUUAUUUGAAACAAUUUUUGAUUACUUACAAAAAUAAGAGAAAAAUGAUGCUUUCUUUCUUAGUUGAGUUUAGUCACGAAUACCCAAACUUCCUUUCUUAUGGUGAUGAUGAUUUCUUAGAGUUUUUGAAAUGGAUGAAAACUAACGGGCAUUUAGACAAUACAGUUUUAGUGUUUUUUAGUGACCAUGGUUCUCGAAUUGAUAAAAUUAGGAAUACAUUUGUGGGGAGAAUUGAGGACCGCAUGCCUAUGCUGCACAUGGUGAUUCCAGAUCAUAUAAAAUCAAAGUUUCCAAAUGUAGAUACUAGUCUCAAAAUUAAUCUUAACCGAUUAACCACACCAUUCGAUGUUCAUCAAACCAUGAUUGACGUCUUAAAUAGUGAUUUCGAAACACCAACAAAGUCUUUCAUUGACGGCACCGUUCGAAGUCUUAGUUUAUUUAAGUCCAUACCAGAGGGCCGCUCGUGCACGGACGCCUGGGUGCCGGAGAACUACUGCGCGUGCUACACUUUCACUCCCGUUAACGCCUCAGACCAAACUGCCAAAACUUUGGCGGAAGCUGUGAUAAGAGAUCUCAACAAACGGCUAGCAGUCGAGCCUCAGUGUGCUACACUCGCGUUAGACCGGGUGACUGACGUCCGACACGUGCUGAGCGGCCUACAACACAUGGAAACGGAAAACAAAGGAAUAUCUUUGAUGCAGUUUUUCCGGCCGGAAGAUCGCGCCUUGCAGCGGUAUGACCUCACCAUUGAGACCGUCCCCGGUCACGGAGCAUUCGAGGCGACAUAUCACGUGACCUCUGGUUCGGAGUUCCGCUUGGUUGGUGAUAUUGUCCGUGUAAACAAGUAUGGGAGUCAAUCGGCCUGUAUCACAGACAAGCUGCUCAGACCUCUGUGUUACUGUAAGGCUCAAUAGCGAUCUACAAGAUGUGUUGUGCAAAACAAUGCAAUUGUUCACAAAACCAUUAUGCAUUUGACAGAUUCUCAUUCAUAUGUUUGAUAUUAUCAUAAAAGCUUACAUUCAGCAGUGUAACGAUUUUUUUUAAAGCUGCACUCUCACAGAUUUACCGUAUUUACAACUUUUCAAUUUUUGUCUUGGAAUGAGCAAAUGUUUGCGUAAAUACCUGCAAACCAGUGAUAAAAGACUGCUGACACAAAUCAGAGCGCAGAUGUUCAUAUUUAAGUUCAAAAAUUGAUGAUUUAUGCACUUUUCUUAAACCGUUAGUAACACUUUAAGCCAUAAAAUAUAUUUUUUUCGGAAAUAUGAAAAUCUACGAUCUGAUCUUUUGUCGGCAGUCUUAUAUCACUGGUUGGCAGAUAUUUACGCUAA
Messenger RNA from Mya arenaria, 2638 nucleotides. RefSeq lists its product as uncharacterized. The record is from RefSeq and is a predicted model, not a curated record. Bases 287 to 2224 code for a protein of 645 amino acids. The transcript is spliced from 3 exons. NCBI's taxonomy places the organism in Eukaryota, Metazoa, Mollusca, Bivalvia, Myida, Myidae.